ACGUGUAUUUCUGUUAAGUUGAAAGGGGAUUCGGCUUAGUUAGAAUACGAUCGAGUAGACCGGCGAGUUGAGCAGAGUCGGAGCAAUGGAGCAUAGUCCGUACGGAGGUGGAGGAGGAGGGAGUUGGACGAUGAUCCCUACAAAUAUUCAGAGCCACAGUAACGUCUCUACGCCUUCGAAUCAGGACAAUCUGUACGUCCAUCACCAUCAACAACAAUUUCAACCCCAGCAAUCUCCGCUUUAUCAACAACAGCAGCCUCUUCUCAUUCAACAGCAACAGCAACAGCAACCGCAACCGCAACCGCAACAAACACCACCACCCCCACAACAACAACCCCAACAGCACCACCAGUCACUCGCUUCUCACUUUCACCUCUUCCAUUUGGUGUCGAAAUUAUCGGAGGCGAUUGACAAUGGAACUAGGGAUCAGCAAUCCGAUGCUUUGAUAAGCGAUUUGAAUACCCACUUCGAGAAGUGUCAGCAGCUGUUGAACUCCAUAUCCGGUUCAAUUAGCACCAAAGCCAUGACAGUUGAUGGGCAAAAGAAAAAACUGGAAGAGAGUGAGCAAAUGUUAAACCAGAGGAGGGAUCUAAUGAACAAGUAUAUACACUCUGUUCAAGCGCUGGUCAAGUCUCAGCCUUAGAUGCUGAUUAGCUUCUUCUGGAUAUGAAGCUUUAUUGCAGUAGAGCUGUAUCUGGUGUAUCAAGAGGGAGCCUCCUACCAAUAGGAAAAAAAAAAACUUUAGUUUUUAUUUUUAUUUUGUAUUGUUGUACAUUUAAAAAAGAAGCUUUCACCCAUCACCUCCUCAUAAUUAAUUAGUUAUGGGUGUUUCUAUUGACGCCAUUUUUUUUUCA
Humulus lupulus (European hop) is the source of this 854-nucleotide messenger RNA. Its product is annotated as mediator of RNA polymerase II transcription subunit 9. The transcript is spliced from 6 exons. The record is from RefSeq and is a predicted model, not a curated record. NCBI's taxonomy places the organism in Eukaryota, Viridiplantae, Streptophyta, Magnoliopsida, Rosales, Cannabaceae. Gene Ontology annotation, cellular component: mediator complex. Bases 86 to 643 code for a protein of 185 amino acids.